Molecule: messenger RNA, 1709 nt
Organism: Verruconis gallopava
Lineage: Eukaryota; Fungi; Ascomycota; Dothideomycetes; Venturiales; Sympoventuriaceae
Exons: 1
Coding region: 307-639 (110 amino acids)
Source: RefSeq, a predicted model, not a curated record
ACCACCUGCUUUUCCCCCAAAAGUUUCGACCAGCCAUCAUAUCACGGAGAGGCUGCCUUUCACCGAUGCUCUGCCCUGGCCCGAAGAGAGAUUCGCCUAAGGACCCGUCUCGCUAGACGAUUUGGAAGCGUUCUGGCGCGCUCUCUCUGGCCCCAGGUUCUCAGCAAGCGAUUUGAGACAUCUACGUGAGCUUGGUGCGAUUCACAACGUGGAGGCCUGGCUCCAAGGUGGAGCAGACAUUUGUGAGCUCGAAGUCCUCCGGAGGAAUGUAACCCGUCGUCCUUGGACGAGACUUGUAGCCCUUAAAUGCCGUCUCGACUUUAUUCAACCACUCUUCGAAAGAGAGGCAUUCGGGAAGACGGACAUCAUCACUGUCUUAAAGAGCUAUCUGGCAGCGGAAAUUCAAUAGGGAGCAGGCCUAAGACACGCAAUCGUGGAAGUCCCUGCUCUGAAAGAGAAGGCUCCUUCGCUUCCCAUCUCGCACGUAUCCUGGACAAUGAUGUGAUGGAUUCCAUAUCAAGCAGACACAGUAACGCUCAAAAUUCUAGAAACCUUGAUGGACUGCCUACAGUGCGCCUAAUUCUGACAAUUCGACACCGCAUUGAUCACGCCUUAUCAUACCACACAUCCGAAGACUGACCCAGCAUAUGACUUCUGCUGACUGACCAAUGAGAACGACAUUUGAAUUGUACAUAACGUCUAUUUCAAGGUCGAUGAAGGCGAAGCAUGUUUUAGUCGAGCUAAUGGCUCUGCGAUUGGUCUAUCUGUUGAUUCAAAAAAAAUUUUUAAAACGAAGCCGAGAAUGAUCUUGCGUUUUCGCAAACUCGUUCUCCAAGUGGCUUGGACGUUGUCAUAACGAAGCGUAUUCCAACCGCAGAAGAAGAGUGAAAAUGCACAAAAAUUCUCGGUGCAUUCCUAGGAACCUGAAAAAUACAAUGUGGGAGCUUGGAAAUCAAAUGCUCAUGCCGUCAUAUACAGUUCUAGAUGCCUAAGAUUCGCCAAAGCGUACUGCGUGAACCGCCCAUGCAAGCAUUUUUCGAGCAAUACCAGUCGAAUCUUUCGACACCCGUCAUACCCCUGAAUCGCUUCAUACUAUCUAUAAUCACCCUUUCGGCGGUUCCAACCCCACUGUGGCAUACAUCUCCUCAGCUGAAACCGUUCUCCCAACGGCACUACCUGACUCUUGAUAUUGAUGCAAAUCUACCGCUAGCAGGACUAUUCUGUGUCUCCCAUUCUCUUCUUCUACAUCGGCGACGACGACUGUGUGUUCCUCACCUUGCCUGUCCAAGAUUCGCACUAGUGUAGCAUGCUUUGGCUCCAGCACUUCUCCAGAAUCGAGUUCGAUGGGAUAUGGAGUUAACGGUCCGUCUGUACGAAAUAGAGGUGGUUCAGACAGCGAAUGCCUGCUGGAACCUGAGUUCCUCUUGCGUGGCGGUGCUGUCUUCAUCCUGGUGUCGAUUGAAGAAUCGAGCCCUGAAACAGAAGCUGCUGUGCGGUUGAGAAGGUUUUCCACGAAACUUUUAUGGAUGGACUCGACUUUUUCACUGUCCGCAGCGGAUGUGACAAGUGGACUACUUAUUGGGCCACAAGACGGCGUUUGGUUUUCAUGUGGAUGUGUUGUCCCACCCCAUAAUGCUAGCUGUUGACGAGCUGAGAAGCUCCGUUUAUUUGGACGCAAAGUCCUCUGCAACGAAGAAAAGAAAGGUCGG